UUUACUACGGCAAGCCGGAGGAGGAAAUCUCUCGCAUAAUUAGUUUGACACAAAUCAGCGUGUACUGCUGUAGCGUUAGUGAAACAAGUCGAAAAAGUUUUUUGUACAAGUGUUAGUUUGUCGUAGGUAAAUAAUGUUAGGGUUUUUUCGUCGUGAACUUUAGAAGGAGCCUCAAGAAAGUCAUUCAUAGCAUCUUCAACGACCAGAAAGACAGAAAAGUUAGCUAUGCAACUUAGCCGCUAAAGCUAAAAACUGUCGCUAGCCGCAUUUGUAAAGGUAGCUAGCAUACUUCACUUUCUUUUGCUUUUUAGCGCAAAAUGGAAGCUGCGUUGUAUUUCCUAACGGCAGAGUUACACGUGAACUAGCAGUUAACAAUGCAUGACCAUGGUAGUCUUGAGAGAAGGGAUGUGUCCUGGACUGGAUGAGGAUUUAGUGCGUGAUCUGCGUGCUGCGGAUAUUAAAACAGUGGAGAACCUGGUCUCAUCUGACAUUGAGGAAGUUGCUCAGAAAUGCUCUGUGUCAUAUAAGGCUCUGUUUGCCAUCCGUCGAGUGCUGCUGGCCCAGCACACAGCAUUCCCCGUGUCAGGCGCUGAUCUGUAUGAAGAACUAUUGAGCUCAACAGCCAUCCUCUCCACUGGAAAUCCCAGCUUAGAUAAAGUGCUGGAUUCAGGCUUGUAUACUGGAGAGAUAACAGAGCUGUCAGGAGGCCCAGGAAGCGGCAAAUCUCAGGUGUGUUUUGGUGUCGCAGUGCACAUUUCUUACCAACUGAAACAGAGUGUAAUAUUUAUCGAUACGACAGGAGGGCUGACUGCCAGCCGCUUGCUUCAGAUGCUACAAGCUGAAACAAGUAACACAGAAGAGCAGAUGGAGGCUCUUCAGAGGAUCCAUAUCUUUCGUUUGUUUGACGUCUUCUCUUUACUUGACUGUCUGUACAGUCUUCACAGUGGCAGGCUUCAGGCGUCUGUUGGCGGUGGCUCUGUCAAGGCAGUGAUCGUGGACUCGGUGUCAGCUGUUAUCUCUCCUCUACUGGGAGGCAAACAAAAUGAAGGCAUGUCCUUGAUGAUACAAGUAGCAGGAGUUCUUAAGACGAUGGCAAAGGACUUCAAUGUUGCUGCUUUGGUAACAAACCAUGUUACGAGAAGUGGUAACGGGGAGGUGCAGCCGGGCCUUGGUGUGUCGUGGAGUCACAUCCCCAGAACCAGGAUCCUGCUGGAGCGAGUAGAGAAGGCAGUGGCCGUCAGCCCCUCCAGUCUGCGCUCUGCAACACUGAUCAAGUCUUCUAGACAGCCUUGUCACAUCAAAGAAGAGUUUGACUUGCAGUGGUGGAGUCGCUCUAAAGAAGGAUCGUCAGGAAAGAGAAAACUGGAUGAGACUGAUUCCUGAUGAGAGCAAACUAUAAUCCACUGCCUAAAUGUCUGAUCAAAGGGAGGGACGACACGCCUCUUGCGGAUACAUUCCCAGAUCCAGCUGGGUGACACUCUCUGGGCCUGGCUGUCCUCUUCAGGUUCAGCCAGCGUAUGUGUGGCUGAGGCGGCAUCAUAGUCCAGUACGAGGUCUCCGUC
Siniperca chuatsi (mandarin fish) is the source of this 1562-nucleotide messenger RNA. It is a transcript of the gene rad51d, whose product is annotated as RAD51 paralog D. Gene Ontology annotation, cellular component: replication fork; Rad51B-Rad51C-Rad51D-XRCC2 complex; centrosome. Gene Ontology annotation, molecular function: single-stranded DNA binding; ATP-dependent DNA damage sensor activity; ATP binding. Gene Ontology annotation, biological process: double-strand break repair via homologous recombination; DNA strand invasion; reciprocal meiotic recombination. The coding region runs from base 379 to 1383 and encodes 334 amino acids. The transcript is spliced from 11 exons. Lineage: Eukaryota; Metazoa; Chordata; Actinopteri; Centrarchiformes; Sinipercidae. The record is from RefSeq and is a predicted model, not a curated record.